GAUACCGCCAUCCUCACCAGCCUCAACACACCCUGACCCUCCACAUCAUGGCCACAAACUCGCCCGUGCCCAAUACUCGCCUGAAACAAAUCUGCCAGGACGCCUGCGAGUCCGCCCUCUCCACCGUCACCUUCUACGACCACAGCGAGACGCAAAGAUGGAACGACGCCAUCAUCAACAGCAUCCUGAAAGCCCUCAUCUCCGAGACCGCCACCGCCUCGCCCGACCAACAAAGUAAAUACAAGUUUGCAGUCAACAGCACCAUCAUCCAGCACCUCUCCGACCCCCCCUCCACCGCGCAGUCCGAUGCUGGCAGCGAAGCGACGACCUCCAAGACGGUGGGGAGAAGAGGCAUGCACUCCGCGAGUGGCGCAUACUGGAAUAACGAGAAGGAUGGGAUGUGGAGUUUCAAGUGGGCGGGAGGUGAGGCAAAGGGGAUGGAUAUCGUGAUCAGCGUCAUGUGGAUUGCAGUCUAGCACACGCUCCCGCCAACGCCCGGGCGCAUGUGUCUUCCAUUGCGUGUCAUCAAGAGAUGAUGCGCCGCCUGCGACGACCGCUGGCAUCAUCUUCAUACCACCCACAGAGGUGGCAUCUACGCUCCAGAGUGAGCAGUACGCCUUGCUUGGCCGCACAAGUUGGGCCGUGACUCAACUGGCACUCGAAGCAGGCUGCGGAAAGACCGCAGGU
Molecule: messenger RNA, 687 nt
Organism: Neohortaea acidophila
Lineage: Eukaryota; Fungi; Ascomycota; Dothideomycetes; Mycosphaerellales; Teratosphaeriaceae
Product: putative dynein light chain protein
Exons: 2
Coding region: 48-476 (142 amino acids)
Biological process (GO): microtubule-based movement
Cellular component (GO): cytoplasm; cytoplasmic dynein complex
Molecular function (GO): dynein intermediate chain binding
Source: RefSeq, a predicted model, not a curated record